AGAGCGAGAGAGAGAGAGAGAGAGAGCGGAGAGAAGGGUGGGUGUGGAGGGCGUUGUUCUUCUUCUCUGAGCAGAAAAGAACAAGUUUCAUCCUGCUUUUCCAGGCAAAGCUCUGAUUUGACACCAAAUCGGAACCAAACACACUCGCUUUUGCAAGCGAAGCAGAGGCGAAAACCACAAAAGUAUGAGCGAAGACGCGAAGAGAAGCGUCGCCGGAGCUCUGUCGGCGAAGCCUAAUUCUGACGACCGGAAACCCUCCUCGGCUGUCACCACUCCCGCCGGCAAGCGCGUCAUCAUCAAGAGCGCCGACAUGUUUCAGGAUAUGCAGAAGGAGGCCGUCGACAUCGCCAUCGGGGCAUUUGAGAAGCACAGCGUGGAGAAGGACGUUGCGGAGUAUAUAAAGAAGGAGUUCGAUAAGAAGCAUGGACCCACUUGGCAUUGCAUCGUCGGUCGUAAUUUUGGUUCGUAUGUGACUCAUGAAACAAACCACUUUGUCUACUUCUACUUGGAUCAGAAAGCAGUUUUGCUAUUUAAGUCUGGUUGAACACGGUUAUGGUGAUUACAAAGAUGGUGACGAAAAGAAUGACGACGAGCCUGAAAUUGUGAUGCCAUAAGUUGCACGUGUAUGUAUUAAACUGAAAUCUGCUAGCCUGCCAACCACUUGCUUAAAAAUCUUGCACUUAACUUGUAUAUCUAAUAUUACUUCUACAGGCUGUGAACCUCGGGUAUGAAUUUCAGUUUUUCAAUUUAA
Pyrus x bretschneideri (Chinese white pear) is the source of this 751-nucleotide messenger RNA. RefSeq names its product dynein light chain 2, cytoplasmic. The transcript has 3 exons. Gene Ontology annotation, molecular function: dynein intermediate chain binding; dynein light intermediate chain binding. Gene Ontology annotation, cellular component: dynein complex. The coding region runs from base 185 to 544 and encodes 119 amino acids. The record is from RefSeq and is a predicted model, not a curated record. Gene Ontology annotation, biological process: microtubule-based process. Lineage: Eukaryota; Viridiplantae; Streptophyta; Magnoliopsida; Rosales; Rosaceae.